Menidia menidia (Atlantic silverside) is the source of this 603-nucleotide messenger RNA. The record is from the annotation of a GenBank genome assembly. Lineage: Eukaryota; Metazoa; Chordata; Actinopteri; Atheriniformes; Atherinopsidae.
AUGGACGCGUUGGCUAUUCCCGCAGACAGGCAGAAAGGGUGGUACCUCUCUCUGAUGGCCCCAAACACAAAAGGCCCAGAUUUCGCCUGGCUGGACCCGUCCAGGCUCUACUGCAACUCCCAGGCUCUGGCAGACUGCGUCAACGACCUCCUCGCUCCAUUCCACAACGACACAAUUGACCUGGUUGCUGGGAUAGAUGCAAUGGGGUUUAUUCUUGGGGCGUCUGUUGCCACCAGCAUCAGAAAAGGUUUCCUGGCCAUUCGAAAAGCGGGUCAUCUGUGUGUUGCAACCCAAAGCCAAAACUACAGUGACUACACCGGCAGAGAAAAGACUAUGGAAGUAAGGCUGGAUGUUCUCAAACCAGGCCUGAGGGUCUUAUUGGUGGACCAGUGGAUAGAAACUGGAGGCACAAUGAAGGCUGCCAUCCAGCUGGUGGAGCGGCUGGGAGCCACCGUCGCAGGUGUGGCGGCUGUCGCCAUCGAAAACACAGAAGGAGGGAGGUGGAUUAAGGAAAACUACAAGUUCUCUCACUGUAUCCCCGAGGAGCUGCAGAGCCAGAUUGACGGGAAGUACCUGGACUCCUUCAAAAGCUUUAGCAAGUAG